Stegostoma tigrinum is the source of this 2117-nucleotide messenger RNA. It is a transcript of the gene atic, whose product is annotated as 5-aminoimidazole-4-carboxamide ribonucleotide formyltransferase/IMP cyclohydrolase. Gene Ontology annotation, biological process: 'de novo' IMP biosynthetic process. The transcript has 16 exons. Bases 96 to 1871 code for a protein of 591 amino acids. NCBI's taxonomy places the organism in Eukaryota, Metazoa, Chordata, Chondrichthyes, Orectolobiformes, Stegostomatidae. The record is from RefSeq and is a predicted model, not a curated record. Gene Ontology annotation, molecular function: IMP cyclohydrolase activity; phosphoribosylaminoimidazolecarboxamide formyltransferase activity. Gene Ontology annotation, cellular component: cytosol.
GGAGGACGAGUGUCUCUUCCGCUGUUUGCUGGCUCCGCCCAGCGGCGUGGAUCCGGUCGGAGCACAGCGUGGAGUGGGUACUGUCUGUGCGCGGAAUGGCCCCCACGGAUCUGGCGUUGUUGAGCGUUUCGGAUAAGACUGGUUUGUUGGACUUUGCCAGGCGUCUGGUUUCUCUCGGCCUGUCCCUUGUGGCUUCUGGUGGCACAGCCAAGGCUCUACGCGAGGCUGGCCUCUCUGUCCGGGAUGUGUCCGAGAUCACCGGCUUUCCCGAAAUGUUGGGCGGCAGGGUGAAGACCCUACAUCCGGCUGUUCACGGAGGUAUCUUGGCGCGGAACAUUCCGGAAGACGUGGCUGACGUCGAAAAGCUGGGUUUCAGCCUGAUAAGGGUCGUGGCCUGUAACCUGUACCCGUUCGUGAAGACCACUUCUGCCCCAAAUGUGACCGUGGCGGAGGCCGUGGAGCAGAUUGACAUCGGCGGAGUGACGUUGCUGAGGGCAGCAGCCAAGAAUCACGCCCGUGUGACCGUGGUGUGCGAUCCCGCCGACUACCUGCUGGUCGCCCAGGAGAUGGAGGCUUCGGAGCAGAGAGACACAUCCGCGGAUACCCGGAAGGACCUGGCGCUGAAGGCUUUCACCCACACGGCCCAGUACGACGACGCGAUCUCGGAUUACUUCCGGAGGGAGUACGGCCCGGGGAAGGUGCAGCUGUGCCUGAGAUACGGGAUGAAUCCCCACCAGACUCCUGCCCAAAUCUACACGCAAAGGCCUCAGCUGCCCAUCCGAGUCCUGAACGGAUCUCCCGGCUUCAUCAACCUGUGCGAUGCCUUGAACGCCUGGCAGCUGGUGAGAGAACUGAAGCAGGCCCUGUCUCUGCCGGCAGCCACGUCCUUCAAGCAUGUCAGCCCUGCCGGUGCCGCUGUUGGUGUGCCACUGACCGAGGAGGAGGCCAAGGUCUGUAUGGUCCACGAUAAGUACGACGCUCUUACUCCGCUAGCUACAGCCUACGCCAGGGCGAGGGGUGCCGACAGGAUGUCCUCCUUUGGUGACUUCAUCGCCCUGUCCGACAUUUGUGACGUCCCGACAGCCCAGAUAAUCUCCAGAGAGGUGUCUGAUGGAAUUAUCGCCCCUGGUUACAAGCAAGAGGCCUUGGCCAUUCUGUCCAGAAAGAAAAAUGGGAACUAUUGUGUCCUUCAGAUGGACCCAGAGUACGAACCCGACGAGGUUGAAACACGGACCAUUUUCGGGCUGCAUCUGGCCCAGAAGAGGAACGGCGCGAUCGUUGGUCGGUCGUCGUUUGAAAAGCAGAUCACCUCACCCAAGGAGCUGCCAGAUUCUGCGAUUCGAGAUCUGACAGUAGCCAGUAUUGCUGUGAAGUACACACAGUCUAACUCUGUGUGCUACGCGAAGGAUGGCCAGGUGGUUGGCAUUGGAGCAGGGCAGCAGUCCCGCAUUCACUGCACCAGACUGGCAGGGGACAAGACUGACCACUGGUGGCUCCGGCACCACCCCAAGGUGCUGGCCAUGAAGUUCAAAGCGGGCACGAAGCGGGCCGAAAUGGCUAAUGCCAUUGACCAGUACGUCGGGGGCACAAUGGAGGAGGAGGAUCUGCCCGCCUGGCGCGCCAUGUUCGAGGACCCCCCCGAGCCACUCUCGGACACCGAGCGGAAGAACUGGAUCUCCCGGCUGAGCGGUGUCGCCCUGAGCUCGGACGCUUUCUUCCCAUUCCGUGACAACGUUGAGCGGGCUAAGAAGAGCGGAGUUGACUUCAUCGUCGCCCCGUCUGGAUCAGCAGCCGACCGGCUCGUGAUUGAUGCCUGUGAGCAGCUGGGUAUAACACUGUUCCACACCAACCUGCGGCUCUUCCACCACUAGAGGCUAUACACAUACGCACGCACGCACACGGUUCUCAGCCCUGUGUGACCCAUUCACAGGCCAUUAUCGCAAAGAGAUGUUGUUUGUACUGUGGCCCAGAUUGAGUUGGCAGAGCGCGCCCUGCCUUCCAAAGAUUAUCAACUUGUUUUUACAUCUGAAGAAAAUGUCUGGGGUGACAGCCACUCGCUGGAGUGAUGUGCCUCAGUUUAGUUUUCCCAAAUAAAUGCCGACAGUUCGGUAGCCGAA